This is a messenger RNA of Sorghum bicolor (sorghum), 1327 nucleotides long. Its product is annotated as small heat shock protein, chloroplastic. The transcript is spliced from 2 exons. The record is from RefSeq and is a predicted model, not a curated record. Gene Ontology annotation, biological process: response to heat. Bases 199 to 1008 code for a protein of 269 amino acids. Lineage: Eukaryota; Viridiplantae; Streptophyta; Magnoliopsida; Poales; Poaceae.
UACGGUCCAGAGCGCUCUGGAACACCGCACCACUCUCCAGAAACCACCACGUCCUUCUCUUCUUCCUCCCCUCCCUUCCCUCGUGACCUCACCUGAAUUUAAGCACGCGCCACCGCCACCAUUUCCCUGCAUCUGCACUGAUCACCGUCUCACCUCACCACUGCUUCCAUCAGCUACUACGACUCCGGAGCACGAACGAUGCAGCACGCCGCCGCGGUCUCUAACAACCUUCACCCUGCCGUCGCCACCACAUCGUCCCCUGCUCCUCGUCGUGCGAGCUGGCCCAAUGCUCGACCCUCGUCGUCGGUAAGGGUACGUUCCUCCUCCUCCUCCUCCAUGAGGAACGGCGGCGGCGGCAAUGGCUCUGCCUCCACGGAUAGCCUGGACCACCUGCAGAGGGCGUCCAUGGCCAGGCAGCGUCAGCAGCAGCAGCAGCAGCCGAGGCCUAGAAGGGUCAUCCACACCACACCGUUCGGGCUGUGGGACAGCUUCCCGGAAGCGAGGACGCUGGACCAGAUGGUGCGGACCAUGGAGCGCCUCAUGGACGGCGACGACGACGUCCGCUUCGGCGUCGUCGUGCCGGCAGCGGACGCGGCGGCGGCGGGGGCUCCCACCGCCGUGCCGCGCGCCGACCACGGGCGGCGGGGGCGGACGCCGUGGGAGGUCAGGGAUCGCGCGGGGGAGUACCUGGUCCGGUUCGACAUGCCGGGGAUGGCGCGGGACGACGUGCGCGUCAGCGUGCAGGACCGGACGCUCGUCGUGGUCGCCGAGAAGAAGCAACCUGCUGCUGGCGCUGAUGAGAAGCAGGAAGCGGCUGGCAGUGGCUACGAGGAGGAGGAGGGGGAGGCGUGGCCGGCGGCGAGCUUCGGGCGGUACAGGACGCGGGUGGAGCUGCCGGAGAACGUGGACGUGGAGAGGAUCGCCGCCGAGGUGAAGGACGGCGUGCUGUACCUCACCAUACCCAAGCUGUCGGCGGGCGGCAAGGUCGUCAACAUCCAGGUGCACUGAAGUCACAGUCGCGAGCUCUGCCUCUGAUGAAUUCUGAGGCGGAUCAGGAUCAGAUUCAGGACGGACGACGAGCACCUGCUUCGUGCUUCUGGAUGGGACGAGAAGCGACAGCGAUCUACUACUACCACUCUUCGUCGUCUUUCUAUUUUGUUUUUGUUUGCUAGCUACACAUGGUGGAUUUUGGUACUACAAGGUGGAGUUUUUGAGCUGUUUGGAACAAAUUCCAGAAUGAAAGCAAGAGCUUUUAAUCAAAAGCUCUAUCAAUUAUCAAACGUGUGUGCACGAGAACAAGAGCCUUUUUAUUCAAGAAAGAUCAAAA